CCGACUCUCUCUUAUCAUUUGUUGCUUUCUUAUGGCAUCAAUCCUCUUCAUGAUCUCACAAGAAAUGGCUGCACAUAGAUUUUUAGCUGGAGAUCUAAGUGGCACUGGACAGAGCAAAGGUGGAACGAAACCACGUACCUCACCCACUGCUCCAAGCGAAGGCCAGAUGAAUUCUCCAACUCGGGGUGGGACAUAUAUAUCGUAUCAAGCUUUGAAGAGAACAAGUGCGGUUUGUAAUAACAGAGUGUACACCGGCAACUGUACGGUUGCAAGAGGAAAUGGCGUCUACAAUCGAUCAACACCCAAGUCACCUUAAUUUUGUUGCUGCCCUCUAUUUAAUUAGAUUUUGGUGAACAUGCAUGCUCAUUUUGUAACUUGUUCCUCUCUAUUUUGAUUUGGCCUAUUUUGUUGCUCCUCUUUUCGCACUGUUCUGUAAGUAUUUUUUUGUACUCCAGGUUCCAAUUAUAUUACUCCAUCUUGCCGACAAAAAAAAGAAGUAGAAUAAUAAAAUAAACAGAGGGAUUUCUA
Rubroshorea leprosula is the source of this 528-nucleotide messenger RNA. NCBI's taxonomy places the organism in Eukaryota, Viridiplantae, Streptophyta, Magnoliopsida, Malvales, Dipterocarpaceae. The record is from the annotation of a GenBank genome assembly.